This is a messenger RNA of Spirodela intermedia, 2241 nucleotides long. Lineage: Eukaryota; Viridiplantae; Streptophyta; Magnoliopsida; Alismatales; Araceae. The record is from the annotation of a GenBank genome assembly.
AUGGGCGCGGAAGAGUCUGAAGGGAAGGGAAGUGGACGGAGGGAGAUGGAAGGGGCGGGGUUAACGCUGCCGCCUAGCCGUCUCAAAAACCUCCGGAGCGCCGCUGACGACCAACAGCUGAAGGAUAUAUUGGAUAAUGUCAGAUCUACGAAGUCUUCUGUGCGUUCUAUUCCCUCCUUUCCAAUGCAUGUUCCGACGUUUUCUUCAUUCUGAAUUGCUUACAAGCUGAAGAAAUCUAUUUCGAAUGCAACAUGUCGGCUUCCGCGAAACGGGCGUGCAGGCCGUUAUUAAUUAUGGAGCUUCGUGGUACGAUACAACGCCCAUAACUCAAUGUUUAUGCUCUAUUUCCGGUUUAGUUUAUAGUUUUUUUGUCUAAGAAUCAAUAUAGCGACAGAUAUGCUUUUGAUUAGCAACUAACGCGACGGAAUUUUUUGAGUACCUCUACUAUUAUACCUUCAGGAAAGUUUCAAAGCAUCUUAAUUAUAAGAGAUUUAUGAAUCAAGAAAUUUAGUUUACGUAUGAAUGAGAUUAUCAUCGUGAAUUUUUCUGUAGCAUGUUAAAUAUUUAAGCCACUCAAUAAUUUUUUUUUUGGAUGCAUCAUGUUCCUGUCAUUCUAAUUUUUCAACUUAUUUCUAACUAAUGUCGGACAGUUUACUUAUGUCACGUCCUUUGAUGUGUGGGCCAACUUCUGCUUUAUCAUCUCGAUAACAAAUGGAUGCUGCACAAGUUCAAACAUUUAAUAAGACAUUGCUAUAUUUCUAUCUUGUGAAUUCUGACAUGAUUUUUUUUCGUUAGGUUGAUUCAUUUAAAAAUUUGAGGAAUUUUUUUUUUUGGGAGAUUCUGAUAAAUAUUUAUAAUUUGAAUGGCCGAAGUGAAAUCUCUGAAAUUUGGGAGAAAGAUAUCUGAUAUGUGGCUUCGAAAUUCAAGGCGAGCCAACUGACCACUUCCCCUCCGACCCUCCUUCACCUCCCCUCUCCCUCUCUCUCUGAAUCAUAGACACACACACACUACAUAGAACUGUAACUAAGUGUUGGGUAAUCAAAGAAACUGUAUGAAAAAAUGUGAUGAUGAGAUAUAUUCGUGGAGUUGGCUAUUCCACAUUUUCUUUUGUUUUUCAGUGAAAAGUAACCAGAAGUGUUGGGUACAACUAGAGGUUUUCUGGGCUUCACCGUGGAUGAGAUCAGGCUGGUUGAGGGUGCAACACAAUUACCAAUAAUUAAAAUGUCUGCAGAAGAGAAGAUCUGGUGGUAAACAGGUAGCAUCCAUUUAGGUCAUCUCGCAUACCUUAUUUCAGGUCAAAUUGCGGGGGUGAGAGAGGGGUUGAAUGGGAAGAUUUUACUGUCAGCAGCAGCAUCACGUACUUCCUUUCACCAAAUUGGGUCAGCUAGGUUAUCUCCAUUGGUUGCUGAUUGCCUAGGACCUAUUAUUAUUAUUAUUAUUAUUCGAGGGAAUCCCUUGGUUACAUUAAUAACGAAAAAGGAAUAUUGUCAUCCUUCUCUGUGAAAAUGGGUGCAGAGUGGAGAGAGGCUUUUCUACUUCAGACACAGUAAUGUACGGAUGGAUAUGCAACAUCAUGUGCAAUGCAAGUUAUAUGGUGUAACUUUUAGAUGGAUCUGUAAGCUUCGAGAAAGAGUUGGUGGAUUCUGAUGCUAGUUUUAUCGAAGACAGUUAUUGGUUGUAGCAACAUAAAAGAGAGAGCCUACAAGUUCUUUUGCUGUAGCGUUUAGUCACUUGCAAGAAAUGUAGUUUUUUAUUAAUCAAUUAAUUAAAAUCAUAUUAAUAAUUUUUUUAAAAAAAACGCCAGUAGAUUCAUGCACAAAUAUCCUUGAAGAAUCUCAAGUGCUCUCUCUACCAGUUCUUGAUGAUGAUUUCUGCUUACCAAUUUCUAUAUCCUGCUUGGUGAUAAUCUCGAAAUAGAUAUCCUUCCUUCAGCAUGAUUAAUACCAUCAACCAUACAAAGGGUCUGUUCUUGCACUGGAUAGCGUUGAUGCUCAGGCCCUGUAGGUUCCUCUUCAUUGCAGGUGUCGGGUCUGCAGCCAAAUCCUCCCCGCUUUCUGCCAGCUCAGCGACAGCUUCCCAAAGCUCUCAUUCAUAUAUGCAGACAUUGACGAGUGCCCUGAGACAACCCAACAGAUUCGGUACACCCCAACUUUCCACUUCUUCCGAGAUGGCGAGAGGGUCGAUGAGAUGCUGGGCGCCGGGGAGGAGAGGCUGCGAGAUCGUCUGUGGCUGCAUUCUUAG